UCAGCGGAGUCCUCCCUCCGAUCCGAUCCACCGCAGCGCAGCGGUACGGUGCUGCCAUGACACGCUCCGUCGACGCUGUAGAUCUGGCAAAACCAGUUUUCAUCAGCAAGGCGGAGCGGGAGCGCCACGCCAUCGAGCGCCGCCAGGCCGCCGCCGUCUCCGGCCAGCGUGACCUCCUCCAGUCCCACCCCUUUCCUCGCGAACAGGCGGCGGACCGCGAUGGCCGCCGCGACCGAGAUCGGGACAGGUACAUCAGCCGCCACCGUGAUCGCGAAGGACACCUCCGGUCGUCCCGCCAGGACCAGGACGGGGACCGAAAGCGAGGCCGCGACCGUGGCACUGGUCGAGGCCAUGACGGCGGCGAGAGAGACGAUCGACUGGAGACGAUGGCGAUGGCGGCGAGAGAGUGGGAGAAGGAGCUGGAUGCCAUUGCCAUCAAGGAGCAGCAUCUGGGGUCCAAAAAACCCAGAAAGCGUUCCAUCCCCAAGCCCUCGGAGAAGUUCCGCUUCUCGUUCGACUGGGACAACACCGACGACACCAGCCGCAACGACGCCGUCCAAAAGCAGCCACACGAGGCGGCGCCGCCGCCGCCGCUGCUCCUAUUCGGCCGUGGAUUCCUUGCAGGAAUUGACAGGCGUGACCAGAAGAAGAAGGCCGCCGCCGCACUAAAGCUGAACCGGCCACGGCGCAACGGUGCUGUCGACGAGGACUAUCGUGACGCUGCAGAUGGUGAUCUCUAUGAGGCAUCCGAUAUGCACGUGGACAGGCACUGGAGCGACAAGGCGCUCGAGGAGAUGACGGAGCGGGACUGGCGCAUCUUCCGUGAGGAUUUCAGCAUCUCCUACCAAGGUUCUGGCGUGCCCAAGCCGAUGCGCCAUUGGAGCAAGAGCAAGCUUGGUGCCAAGCUGCUUCGUGCUGUCGACGAGGCCGGGUACAGGAAGCCAUCACCGAUCCAGAUGGCCGCCAUUCCACUCGGCCUCCAGCAGCGUGACGCCAUUGCCGUUGCCGAGACAGGUUCCGGCAAGACCGCGGCGUUUGCGCUGCCCUUGCUGUCCUAUGUUGCCGGCCUUCCACCCAUAACCGAUGAGAACAGGCACGAUGGUCCCUACGCACUUGUCAUGGUGCCUACUCGUGAGCUGUCUGAGCAGAUUGCCGAGGAGACCGCGAGGCUUGCGAGGUAUCUAGGCGUUAGGGUCGUGCCAGUUUUCGGAGGUGGAUCGGAGAAGACGAUCGCGGAGCAGAGUGAACGGAUUCAGAAGGGCUGUGAAGUUGUGGUUGCGACCCCCGGCCGGCUUCUUGAUCUCUUGGAGAGGAGGUACGUUGUGCUCAACCAGUGUAACUAUGUCGUGCUCGAUGAGGCUGAUCGGAUGAUUGACAUGGGCUUUGAGCCACAGGUUGCCAGUGUCCUCGCGGUGAUGCCGUCGAGUAACUUGAAACCACAGAAUGAGGAUGAGGAGCUUGACGAGAAGAAGGUCUACAGAACUACUUUUAUGUUCAGUGCCACCAUGCCACCUGCUGUGGAGCGUCUUGCUAGGACCUAUCUCCGGAACCCGGUUGUCGUGACGAUUGGUACACCUGGAAAAGCAACUGAACUGAUCACCCAGAAUGUGAUGAUGCUGAAGGAGUCCGAGAAGAUGCCACAGCUCCACAGGUUACUGAGGGAUCUCAGAGAUAAGACUGUGAUUGUGUUCUGCAAUACUAAAAAGACAACAGAUUGGUGUUUCAAUGAACUGAAAAAUGCUGGCUUUGGCGUCACAGCCCUACAUGGAAACUUGACGCAGGCGGAGAGGAAGGCAAGCCUUGAUGGAUUCAGAAACCGCCAGUUCAAUGUUCUCGUGGCUUCUGAAGUUGCGGCGCGUGGUAUUAAUAUUCCGGAUGUUGCGCAUGUUAUUAACUAUGACAUGCCUAGUUCGAUCAACAAAUACAUACAUUGCAUUGGAAGGACAGGACGUGCAGGAAAGAAGGGAGUGGCCACAUCAUUUUUAACACUGGAGAAUACGGAUAUUUUCUUUGAUCUGAAACAGAUGCUGAUACAGAGCAACAGUCAUGUGCCACCUGAGCUUGCAAAACACAAGGCAUCACAAUUUAAGCCAGGCUCCAUUCCUGAAAGACAUGUUCGAUGA
Messenger RNA from Sorghum bicolor (sorghum), 2123 nucleotides. Its product is annotated as DEAD-box ATP-dependent RNA helicase 21. Gene Ontology annotation, molecular function: RNA binding; RNA helicase activity; ATP binding. The record is from RefSeq and is a predicted model, not a curated record. The coding region runs from base 57 to 2123 and encodes 688 amino acids. The transcript has a single exon. Lineage: Eukaryota; Viridiplantae; Streptophyta; Magnoliopsida; Poales; Poaceae. Gene Ontology annotation, biological process: mRNA splicing, via spliceosome. Gene Ontology annotation, cellular component: catalytic step 2 spliceosome.